UGACUCACAAUAAGCAAAUAGGAGUUAAGAGAAUCUCUAUCCAUUCGAACAAGGAACGCCUCUAUUUCGAACGUCCUACAUUUCCAAUUUCUAGUGAUGCUAUAGCAAUAAUAGCGAGAAGGCAUCGGAUAUUGUCACGUAGAGUGCAAAUAUCGGUGGAAAGGAAUAUUCGACGGUCGAAUCUCGGUCAAUUCGAGUCAUAACGGACUAUCAUAUGGCGGCACAGAGCAGUAGUUCGAUCGUAACAAGGAAUCGCACUAUCGAAUUUAACAGGCAACGGAUACGACGGUGAUAAUAGUCGAGGCGUCGAUCAUCGCAAUAAUAAUAGCAACACGCUAUCGACUGGCGUUAGCCACCACUGGCAACGUGGUCGCCAGUGUAGAGCAAAGUGAAGCGGGCAGAGGCGGAGGGGAGAGAGUCGACGCCGGUGGUUGGGGGCUGAUAUCUGGCUAAGCGCGGGCGCAGUUGGAUCGCGGUCUUCACCACGGCAGCAUUUCGCUCUCACAGAUCCCUUUACGCGCCACUCUUUCUUUUCUUCCUCUUUUUUCUCUCUCGAUUCUUCCUCGGACACCGUUCACUCCUACUUGCUCUUUUCGAUCGUCCACUUAUCCGCCUAUCCAUCUUACCGACUUUCUUCUUCCCCUCUCUGACCACCACUUAACCUCUCUCUCUCUAUCUGUCUCUCUCCCUUCCUUCCUUCCUUCCUUCCUUCCUUCGUUCCUUCCUUCCUUUCUUACUUACUUCAUAUACCACCAUGCCCAUCUCUGUUCUCCUCUCUGUCGCCUCGACGUGGCGCGACUAUUUCAUUUCAGUCGCUCCACUACCGGUGGCUCUCGCGGUAUUGCCCAUGCGUGUACACACACGCGACGAAACGUGGCUCACGAGGAACGGAGUGUGCGUGCCCAAUGACGAAUGAGUGGCACUUAAGGAGAAGCAUCACCGGUAGACUCGUGAUUGCGCGAGGCGAAUGUUCGCGUUACCGCAUCUCGGCACAAGAUGCACAAGUUUGUCACGUGGAAAUUCGAUUCACAAGGAAGGCCUCGAUUCGUGUGAAAGUUAUCCGAUGUGAAAAGAUUCGAAGAGAAAGUGUUUCGAUGAAAGGAAGUGUUUCGAUUCUUUAUUUAGAACGGAUUUCGAAAAAGUUAGGUUAUGUGAGAAUAAAGAAUUAUUGUGUAACUGUCGACCAUUUCUGUAAGUGAUUCUGCAAUUGAUUAAUCGUGUUUCGUUGCUUCGUAUUUUCUCGAUAUGAUGAUACAUUGAAAGUAGUGCGACGAUUCGUCCAAGGAUUCGUGAAAAAUAACUGCAUGAUCUGACAAGUAUGUUAAAUAUUUACGAGACAAAAACUUGUUAGAUUAAGAUUUCAACGUGAGAUUAUUUUAAAAAAUUAAAUCGCGUUACCGAUAUUCACGUGGUAGAUUUAUUGUUCCAGUAGUGCUGAUUUUAAUUCGUCAUAGCUGCGAACGUCUUUUUGUCGAUCCAUUUUAGUGCCUGGUUUUCCAUGACGGAUUCUAACGUUAAAUAGCGCGCUUCGUGAUUGGUUGAGUGUUUCGUUGAAGAAGGAAAGAUAUGUCGAAUAUAACGUUGAUUGAAGAUACGAGAUGGAGCGUGCUUAUUCGGAGACGGUGGAUGCUCGGUGAAGUGCGAGAAUGAAUUUCUCGGCGUCAAUUUUCAACGAGACGGGUUGGAAAAAAACGAGGGAAAUGCAGCGGAGAAGAAAGGAACGCGUGGCUUCGACACGAAUGCAAUAGACACCUUUUAUCGGUAACAGCGAGUCGACAACUGACACGACUAGGCAGAAAAGAUUCAUCGCUCCACUCGAGCUGGCGCGACUUUGAGGCCGGUAUCGCGAAAUGUACCGGAAACGAUGGACCGUGAAGGCGCUACGAAUGGAUUUAUGGUAUGGCGGCAACGGGGGUGGCUGGUGCGCCAAGGCUCUGGCCAAGAUCAUCUGCAUUUUCUUCUUCUCGAUACUGUUGCACGACGAGGCUGUGCGUAGCACGCGUUUGAUCGAGGCUGAUAACGAUCGUCUCCAAGAAUACGCCACUCCGGAUCCGAAUCCUUACUUCGACACUACGCGCGUGUCGAACGUGACGGGCCUCGUUGGAAAGACGAUUCAACUCGUUUGCAAAGUGAAGAAUCUUGGGAACAGAACGGUCUCGUGGGUUAGGCAUCGAGACAUUCACCUGCUGACAGUUGGUCGUUAUACUUACACGAGCGAUCAACGCUUCGAAGCAAUGCACACACCGCACACGGAGGAGUGGACGCUGAGGAUACGAUAUCCUCAGAAGAAGGAUUCCGGUAUUUACGAAUGCCAAAUAUCCACCACUCCUCCCAUUGGAUAUUCCGUGUAUCUCACCGUGGUCGAGCCGGUCACAGAGAUCGCCGGAGGGCCGGAUAUAUUCAUCAACAAGGACAGCACGAUAAACCUGACGUGCCUGGUCAGAUACGCUCCCGAGCCACCGUCCACGAUCGUUUGGAUCCACGAUCACAAAGCGAUUAACUUCGACUCGCCGAGGGGCGGGAUCAGCUUGGUCACGGAGAAGGGACCCGUGACUUCCAGCCGUUUACUAAUCCAGAAGGCGAUCGAGAGAGACGCCGGCCUGUACACAUGCUCGCCGAGCAACACCCACUCGAGCAGCGUGCACGUCCAUAUCGUCAAUGAGCAUCCAGCAGCGAUGCAUCACGGAAGCGGCGACAGAAUGGCUGCGACCCUACUUACCCUCAUCCUACUUCUUUUCAUGAUCAUUUAGCCAGCGUUCGGUUUUCAUGGAUAGUGAUUUUAACCGCGCAUUUCUGAAUCUGCUCAUCCGCUCUGAAAUUGAAUCAAUUUCUUUCGAUUAUCUAUCGUGUAUUAUAUUUAAUUUAAAAAAAAGAGAAAAAGAAUUUUUGAUCCUAGGAAAAAUACAAUUCUACGAAAUUUGAUCUUGAUGAGAGUCAGAAUAGAUUCUAUGGUUUAAAAUAAAAACGAAAAUAUAUGGAAUGAAUUUUUCAAAUAAAAAGUAAUAUAUAAUCAAAGAGUUAAGAUUCAGACAAUCGAUGAACUUUUAAAUUUGAUUUUCUUCUGAAAUUAUAUUCUGCAUUUCUUGCUUAUUUUCACAAUUAGAAUAAUUUUCUAUCCAGGUAAUUGAUUAAUUUCACUUUUGAAAAAUGUUCAAACUCGAUUUGCUCGAAGAAAACCGCGAAUCGAAUUUCCUUGUUCUUCAUUCUUGCCUUAAAUCUUUACCCAUAAAAAUCCUCCCUCCCCCCCUCCCAUAGAUCCCAUCUCGAAACAGUGGCCAUGAAUCACGGACCACCCAGUGUACAUACACGCACACGUAUGUAAUUUCACGAUCGUAACGAUGGAACGACUGGUAUCGACACUGGAUUUAAUUAAAUAAAAACACGUUGGAAACACGUUCGUCCUGUUGUGGCGUAACAAACUCGCUUCUUUCCACGUCAUCGAAAAGUUUCGCCAAUUCUAUACGUUUUAUCUCGAAGAGUGUAAGCGUCGAAGCGACUUGCCUCCCCGGCCAAACUUGUUACAUUUCUGUUCCUGUCACCGGGAAAUAGAAUCAACGCCACCCAGAACGAUGUAGAACGAGCGCAGAACCUUCGCGUCCCUUGCGGCUGUCUAAUGGAUUUACGAGAGAGGGAACGAAAUCCACGAUGUGAACGUGGAAUAUUAAUUUCACGGCGUGAUUCCGAAGAAUUGGAAUUAAUUUGGAAUACGUUGCGUAUCAGAUAGAUUUGCAAAAAUUUCCCUAUUCGUUAAUGAUUAGGGGAGAAAAGGGGGGAGAGAAACGUAAUUAAUAGGAAUGUAAAUAUAUGCGUAUAUAUAGGCACAUGUAUAUUUUUCCCUUACUUCGAAGAACUUUUAAUUUUUUUUACAUCAUUCUACUCUCAUCCUUCGUUCGCCUUAUUAUCAAAAGCGGAACGUACACGCUUGAAUUUCGCGCGACGAAUAUUCAUCGAGCACGAUUGAUUUCAAUUUUCAUCGUCGAUACGUAAGAUCGUUAUGAUUUUCUGCUUUACCGGCAGAGAUCGGGACGAGGAAAAGGUUACGUCUUACGGCUCGCAGCAACUAGCGGAAUUACUUUCCUCGCAACGAGUGAAUUUAUCGAUACGCGGAGUUUGUUAUUCGGAGUGUUUCGAGUAUGCAGAUUUGUUCACGGAUGUAGUGACGCGAUAAAUAUUAAAAAGGAGACGGUGGAUCGCGUCGAGAGUUUUAUGUUGUUUCGAAAAUAAAAAGAGGUUAUGUCGUCGGCGUUAAGGAUCGGUGCAACGAUGCGUUGCACGAGUUUAAGGAAGAAAUGUGUUACGGUGGAUUAAGGAAAGAAACGGCGGAACAGUUUAUCCGAAAGCUCGGCGGGGCUAUUCGUACUGAUUACCACUUAAUUCCCCUGUUUUUACGGAACCCUCUAAACCAUUGUGAUUACAGCCUAUUUCCGACCGGAGAGAAGUUACUGCCACUUUCCACGGAUACUUUUGCCUUGUCGACCGGGUAAAAGCAUGGUUAUAGAGCGAAUAAAGUGAAAUAUUCUGUCUAACCGAAGAAACGAAGUUUAAUUGUACGCUUGCGUUGGCGGGGAACUAGGUAACGCUUUUAAAGAAAAACCAACGAAUAAUUUUCACUAACUCUUUGUUAAAUCGCGUCAAGUUUCUUUCUCGUAAAUAUUUUUUGUUUAUCAAGAAAAUUUUAUGGUGGAAAAUAAAUAAUCGUGGAGGAAGGAAAGAUGGCAAUGUGAUUGAAUCAGUCGUGCGCGAAAUUUAAUAAAGUUGCUUCGAUAAUUUUUUGUUCAAAACAUAAUAAUAAUAAUAAUAAAAAUAGUGUCGAACGACCGAGGUUAUAACCUCGGAGAAACGGAUAAAUAUUAUUCGAGCGUUUUAAUAAAUAAUUACUUGAAGUAACUUUAUUCGAAAUUUUUCAUUUUUUCAAUGGAUUCUUUUUAGCGAUCCGCCAUUGCUCAAUUGUGUUUCGCAAAUUUUAAAAGUAAUUAAUUCGAAUUACCAUAUCUUUUACAAUAUUGAAAUAAUAAUCUUUCGUCGACAAUAUCGAUCACCUAGUUCUUCGCUACGAGAAGUGAAGUUUAAAUUUUGUUGUAUUACAAUUUUAUUUUUCGUUUCAUUAAUCUGUUUAAGAACGUAUAUUUUUCUUUGAGAGCAUGUAAAUAUAUCGUAUUGUAACCACCGUUACGUUCGCUCCAUGAACACGAAACGCAUUUGUUUUAUCCAAGGGACCAUGAUUGUUAAAGAAAGGCAAAGGAAGAAAAGGAACACGGUCUAAUUGUUCUCACCAACAGAUAUGUAAAUAAAUAUAUAUUUAAUUUUUCGAAAUAAGCGAAUGGGAAGAAAGGAUACGUUUGUAUCUUUUGUCGGCAAUCUCGUUUGCACGAGACGAAUAUUUCGUCUGAAUCACGGCACACGAAAUUGCAUUUCACGUUAACUCGCAUGUUGUAACAACACUAUGUUGUACCAUAGCUGUAAGCGUUUUUACGAAAGAGCGAUGAGAGUAUAUCUUGAAUAUGUAUAAACAUAUAAUAAUCAUUAAAAAAAAAAAAAGUACGCGAUACUCGUUAGUUUUGAAAAAAUUACAGGAACUAGCCAAUUAUUAUUAUAACUUCGUUUAAAAAAAAAUUUUUUACAAAUGUACAUAAAGUUAAGGAUCUUGAACUUUAUUAUAUCGUUGUAGCAAUUUAUUAAAUUAAGGAUGAAAUUUGA
Messenger RNA from Apis cerana (Asiatic honeybee), 5697 nucleotides. Its product is annotated as zwei Ig domain protein zig-8. Gene Ontology annotation, biological process: synapse organization. The record is from RefSeq and is a predicted model, not a curated record. Gene Ontology annotation, cellular component: neuron projection membrane. NCBI's taxonomy places the organism in Eukaryota, Metazoa, Arthropoda, Insecta, Hymenoptera, Apidae.